CCUUAUAAAAUCUCUCCCUUUUCUUUGCCUCUCAACUCCUCAAAUUUCAUUUAAUUAUAAAAAAAAGCCCAUCUUUUAUUUCCCCUAAUUUCUCUCUUCAAGAUCCUUAGAAUUUAUUCAUGGAGAAAUCUGUUUAUUCAUCCACCAACCCACAAUUCCCUCACCCAUUGCCUUCCUUUUCCACCUCCGCCGCCGCCGAAAGCGGCUGGACCGCCUACUUGGACGACCCCUCCGACGACGACGACACCUACACUUUCCCCACCUCCUCCUUGCUCUCCGACGCCGCUUCUCACGCUGCAUGCAAAUUCUCCCCCGCCGCCGCCGACCCUCCACCUCCGCUCACCGACCACCUCAAAAUCUCCACGAAGUUGAUUCUCAAGCCUAAACAAACUCACUUUUUUGUCGAUGCUUCUCUUGAAGAUACUGCCAGUUCUCCUGAUAAUAGCCCCAAGGUUGGUCAUUUGGGGCCGUUCGAUGGGAAUAAUUAUCGAAGAAAAAGUUCGCUGGGAAAUGGAAAGAAAUAUAGAGGAGAUCAUGAAAGAAAUUUGGAGAUGAGUUUUAAGAGGAAGGCUACUGAAUAUACAGACUUGAAAAAAAGAGGAUUGUGUUUAGUUCCUUUGUCCAUGUUCACAAAUUACAUGGGUUGAAAAUUAUUCCGUGUAUAUAUGGAACAUAGUUCAGAGAAUAAGAUCUUCGAUAUGAUCGAUAUUCGAUGUCGUUUCGAAGUGUCAAAUUCUAAAAGGAAGAAAAUUUGUAUAUGAUAGUGAAGUUUAUAAUAGUCUUUUGUAACUAGCAACCUGCCCAAUUUGGGUAAGGUUGCAAGCAUGACUUUUAUAGUCGGCUUAAUUAUAUGUAAAAUUGUAAAUUUAAUUCAUACUCAAUUUAUUUACUAAUUUAGCAACUCCCGUAGCUCA
Benincasa hispida (wax gourd) is the source of this 914-nucleotide messenger RNA. Its product is annotated as vascular-related unknown protein 1-like. The record is from RefSeq and is a predicted model, not a curated record. NCBI's taxonomy places the organism in Eukaryota, Viridiplantae, Streptophyta, Magnoliopsida, Cucurbitales, Cucurbitaceae. Gene Ontology annotation, biological process: xylem development.